Molecule: messenger RNA, 2969 nt
Organism: Paramisgurnus dabryanus
Lineage: Eukaryota; Metazoa; Chordata; Actinopteri; Cypriniformes; Cobitidae
Gene: armc2
Product: armadillo repeat containing 2
Biological process (GO): cilium organization; sperm axoneme assembly
Molecular function (GO): protein binding
Source: RefSeq, a predicted model, not a curated record
UCCUUUCCUUUUUGUUUAUAGGGAUGGGCAAUGUCUCAAGCCCCUAAUACUGGUUUACAUCCUUACCACUGAAGCAUGGCUUUAAUGGCGCUCCAACCGGACAAGAGUGAGCGUAUCUACACCAGGAGGCCGACUAGUGCUGAGAUAGUAUCAGAAGCUCGUCGCUCUCUUAGGACUCUUGCCACACAACGCCCUUUCACACCUCAGGAGAAGCAACGGCAGCUCUUCGGAGAGUCAUCUUCUCGUCCACAUGACGGCCGUCCACCAUCUGCAUUUAGUCUUCAUGCCCGAAAUUUUGAAGCUCCUGACUCUAGACCUGGUUCUGGAACCCGCCUCAGCCCACUGGAGCACAAACCCAGGCUGUCUGUGUUUUUGGAUGAGGAUGGUCAUGAGGAUGAUGCAGUCCUUCCCAAACCUCCAGAGAGAGGGAAUACCAGGAGAGGUUCGGGAGGGUCUCGAGCCAGACAUCUUAGAACGCCAUCCAUCAACAUGCUGCCACCUGUGGCAUCACAAUCAAAGAGUUCCAACAGGUCUCUAGAGAAAAGGACAGACCAACCAGGAGAUGGAGAAAGGCUGCAUUGUGCUGAUGUUACAGAGCAUAAGACAAAAGCAUCCUCAGAAACGGACCUGUGCACACUUUCCAAUCACAGUAGGAUGCUACAGUCAGCCAGAACUGGAUCAAAACCAGAAACAAAGCGUGACACAGAAGACGAUAACAUAGAUGAGUCUCAGUUCUGGAACUGCAAGGUCCUUCCUGUCCUUCAGGAAAUUGAGUCUUUUGCCCCAGGAGACGAAGUGUCAGAAGAGAUUGUGGGACAAAUGUGUAAUGCAUGCACCAAAAUCCAUAAUGCCCUGGCAGAGAGAGGCAUGCUGGGAAGGCACUGUAAAAAGAGGUCCAUCAUCCUAAGAACACUAUUCAGACUUAUAGAUAUGGGAUCAGAUCGACUUAACCUAACCGUAGCUGAACUCAUUUUGGCACUUGAUGUGAAUGGAAACAACUUGUUGAACAUCUGCAAACUCGUCUUCAAAAUCAGCCGCAACGCUAGUAAUGAUGCCCUGUUCCUCACAAGCUCCAUCCUAGACUCCCUUCUUUCUUUGCUGCAGUGUGAGGAUGUAUGGAGUAAAAGUGAGGCUGUGCUGUACUGCGUUGGCUCACUGAAGCUGCUCUCAGGAAACAGCGCCCUCUGCAGUCUGCUGCUGGUUAAAGACUUCAUCAGCAUACUGCUACAGCUCUCAAAGAAGCUUAUUCACAGUACACCUUCAACUUCUUCUAAUGUAACUAAUCACAGGGCAGAGGGAGAAGGCCAGCAUACCAUUGCAGGACAUGUACUGGUACAGGUCACUGCAGCUUUGAGAAAUAUAGCUGACCAGUCUGAGUCUCGGCCUUCCUUCCUGUCCAGCAAGGCAUUCGCUACUCUUUGCACGAUCCUUGAGACCCAUCGCAGUGAUCUGGAUAUCUGCAUUAAUGUGGCCCGAAUAUUCAGCAAGCUGUCUACCUACACCGAGUGCUGUUAUGCACUAGCUGAGACACCACACUGCUUCGGCCUAUUUUCAGACCUACUGAGCAAACACAGCAGGAAACAGGAUCUGGUAGUGCGUCUCCUGUUCACACUAGGGAACCUGACCGCCAAGAGCAUUGAAGCCAGAGAACGUGUCUACGAGGAGAAAGGGGGGAUAGAUGUCCUCUUAGAUCUAUUUCAGAUCUACCAAAAAGCACCAUCGCCUCCUGAGCAACAACCCUCCCCUGAAAGAGAGGACGUGUUGGUCAAACUCAUCAGAUUGUUGGCCAAUCUAGCCAUUCAUCCCACAGUGGGCACAGCAUUGGCUGCUAACGCUAUGUGUGUGCAGCUCCUACUGCAAGUCUUGGAGUCAAGGUGUGUGCUGGAGAAUGAGGAGCUUGUGAUUAAUGCCGUGGCCACCAUCAACAACCUCUCUUUCUACCAGGGAGAGAGCUCAGUGGUCCGUUCCCAGCACAAACACAUCUUGCAGUUGUUACUUAAGCUGUUGUUGGGCUCCAGUAUGGAAGGUGUUUUGGAGGCCACACGGGUGUUUGGAAAUCUUUCUCAGAUCGAAGAUGUGAGACGCUUCAUCAUGCAGCACAAAGUGCAUCGGUUCAUGGUCACCCUCCUGGACUCGAAGAACCCCGAUGUGUGUUUUUCUUCAUGUGGAGUUCUCAUCAAUUUAUCUGCUGAUCCAGAAAACAGGGCUCUACUGAGGGUUGAGGGAACCAUGCAGAAGCUGAUUGACUGUCUGCGUGACUUUGGACCUCAGGAUUGGCAUCUGGCUACUGUGUUGUGUCAGACCCUGUGGAACUGCUUUUUAGAUGGAGAGUUGCAACAUACUGAAGAGUUACUAGAAAUCUUACAGCUCUACACAGACAGAGGGCGUUUGCAGUGGUCUGCUAAUGAUGGAGUCAGACAGGUCCAGGAAGCAUGCUGGGAGUUACUCUUUCUGCCUGUAGCUGAGAGGCUAAGACAACGUUUACAUAUUGAAGACAUUACUGAAGUCAGUCAGUAAGCUUGUCUGAUACACACGUUCUUUGCAGUCUACACACACACACACGAAUAUGAAUGUAUUGUGUGUAUAUAUUGCACUUUAAUACUCUGUCACUUUUAAUAUUUAAAACAUAUUUUGGACUGUAAAUGAUAAUAAGUAAUUAUGACCAACAAAUGUGCAAAACAACUUCUAUUGGUGGUCUAUUAUAUGCAACCUGAAGCUGUACUUGUCUUAGAUUGAAAAAAUUGUGUUUUAUACAAGCAUUAUGUGUUUAAAAAAAAUUUUGUUCUUUGUAUAAAACACUAAUGGUCAUCUCAGUGAUCUCAAAGACUUUAUUAAACAGACAGUUUUAAGGAACACAGAAUAGAAACAUUGUCAUUCUUUCUUAAUACAAUCACAUCAAAUGGAUAUAAUAUGGCACUCCUGUUUUCUUAAAUCAACCAACAGUUACGCUUCACAGCUACAGUCUAUAU